Molecule: messenger RNA, 543 nt
Organism: Heterobasidion irregulare TC 32-1
Lineage: Eukaryota; Fungi; Basidiomycota; Agaricomycetes; Russulales; Bondarzewiaceae
Exons: 1
Coding region: 181-543 (120 amino acids)
Source: RefSeq, a predicted model, not a curated record
GAGGGACUGUCAAAUAACGCAUACUAGGUUCUAGUACUUAACAGGGGAAAGGUGAAGUAAAUCUAAAGGAGUGACGUUCAUAUUGUACGCAUGAAUACCAAUAACGUUUAUGGAUGUACGAUGCUGCUGCGUAUUAUAAUGUAACAAGUAGGAUGUGAUGCGAUAUAGCGAUUAGGAGGAAUGGAAGAAUCCCGAAGCUUCGUCGAAGACCAAGUAAGUGCAGAGAAUUAUCACCAAAAAGGCACGACAACAGCUCACGGGUGGUCGGAUCAUCAGACAGAGGAUCCCAGGGUACUAGGAGAUCAGAUGAGAACGAAAGGCCGACAUUGUUUAUCUACCGACACCAUUAGCAUUCCAAUUUCUGGGGAGCUCUCUUCUCCGCCUGCUGCCCACACGAUCGAAGCUUGUCAUCGUACCCCAAUCCCCAUCGUUCAGCGAACCUCUCCGACUUCGGCGCAAAAGGCCGGAGCUCUCAUCAUCGUCAUCCUCAGGGGACCAAGGACCGGGCGGGGGUCUUCUGUUAGCACCCGAAUUCGAGUGUGA